CGGUAAGUAAUCAGAUGCACUUAGUAUUUAAUUAGUUUCUAAAAUAGCUUGAUUGGUACUAUCUCUGUUCAAAAAAACUCAUGUUCACCCCCACAAAAACUUUACUUUUAAGCAAUUAGACAAAAGUUUGAUAAAUAGGAGACAUAUCGUUGAUCGUGGAUUCAUAGUUAUCGUGGAGUAGUAAAAAAAACUAAAUUAACUAUUAUAAAUAGGAGUAAAUAGGAGACACAUCGUUGAUCGCCCACCAGUCCGGUGGUUUGUGUAAAGUUGGGCUCACGCUUCUGUUUAUACUUAUAGGCUAAAAUUUGAUAUCUUUUAACUUUAUAAAUGAUUUUGAUCGUACUUUAUUCUCUAACCAUGUCUUUCUGUAGAUCGCUAAGAACACAUAUAGAAAAAAUUUAUUUAUAAAUUAUUUUUAUUUAUAAAUAUGUUAUUUAGGUUUUCUGAAAAAACCGAACAAUAACCCUUUUCGUUAGAAAAUCCCAAUCAUCCGCAGUUCGCUGAGCCACGCCUCAAUAGUUUAGUAGCUGAGCUGUGAGCUCAGUGCUCAGUGCCCCCAGGGCCCAUCUGACUAGGCUCUUAUCACAAGCACAGUCAUCGGCAUCCCGUCGUUUUCUCGCGCCACGUUUCCACGUUAUCGAGCCGCCGAUUUCAAGAUAAACGCACGCCAAACUCUCCUCUAGCUCCCGCUUAUCGUGUCAGCCAUGGUGUCCAAGAAAUCCUCCAUCGCCGGCGGUAACGGAGGCGAAAAUGGGGCAGCAGAAACGCCCCUGCUGUCGGAGCAGUACGCCGGCGUGGGGGAGCCGGCCACGGGCGCGUCGGUGCUCGGCGCGGUGUUCAACAUGUCGACGAGCGUUGUGGGCGCCGGGAUCAUGUCGAUCCCGGCGGCCAUGCGGGUGCUCGGCGUUGCGCCGACGGUGGCGCUCGUGGCCGGCGUCGCGCUCCUGGCCCACGCCGCCGUGGAUUUCAUGCUCCGGUACACCCGCGCGCCGCCGUCGUACGCGGCGCUGAUGGGCGACGCGUUCGGCCGCGCCGGGGCCGCGCUGCUCAACGUGUUCGUCGCUGUCAAUGCCAUCGGGACCCUGACAGUGUACCUCAUCAUCAUCGGUAACACGCCGACCAAUUAACCUCCCGGAACCAUACACCCGGCAAAGCGCGCAGGCGAGUGAUACUUCUAGGGAUGCGUACGUACGUGUGUUUUGAGUGUUCCUGCAGGCGACGUGA
Oryza brachyantha (malo sina) is the source of this 1224-nucleotide messenger RNA. Its product is annotated as amino acid transporter AVT6A-like. The transcript has a single exon. NCBI's taxonomy places the organism in Eukaryota, Viridiplantae, Streptophyta, Magnoliopsida, Poales, Poaceae. Bases 705 to 1127 code for a protein of 140 amino acids. Gene Ontology annotation, molecular function: amino acid transmembrane transporter activity. The record is from RefSeq and is a predicted model, not a curated record. Gene Ontology annotation, biological process: amino acid transmembrane transport.